Phytophthora infestans T30-4 is the source of this 1224-nucleotide messenger RNA. RefSeq lists its product as uncharacterized. NCBI's taxonomy places the organism in Eukaryota, Oomycota, Peronosporomycetes, Peronosporales, Peronosporaceae. Gene Ontology annotation, molecular function: guanyl-nucleotide exchange factor activity. The transcript has 2 exons. Bases 1 to 1224 code for a protein of 407 amino acids. Gene Ontology annotation, biological process: positive regulation of GTPase activity; small GTPase-mediated signal transduction. The record is from RefSeq and is a predicted model, not a curated record.
AUGCGAGCGUUCGCCACAAUUUCCCGAGACAAAUUUUUAUCGUUUCCGUCGAGCUUCCACGUCCAGUACAUGGAGCUGCUCAACGAUCUCACGAGCAAAGUUCACGCGUACGAGCGUUGGCGCAGCGCAUUCGAGGAUUCCAGCGGAGUUCACGACUUUGAAGAGAUCGAAGAAGGAAUCGACCGCGUCGUUCAGGACAUUUCUCCGCAUUGGCUGCUAGAGGAGAAGCUCGUUUGGUUGAACGCCUUGCUGCGUCUUCACUUGCGUCGAGAGAGUUUCGCUGAGGCGCUUUGCUGCAAAGUGGCAGCCGUUGAGUGUGUACAGCGAACAGGUCUCGGGGACGAUUCUUCCAACAUCUUGUACCUAGGUCGUGUUCAGCAAUGGAUCAUUCGCGAGCUCUUCAUCGCUCGUGUCUACGCUGCGCGAGCCGACUGGAUCGAGAAGGAGUUGUCGAUUUGUGAACUUCUGUUGGGGUGUUUGAAACAACAGCGGCGAUUUAAGGAGUACCAGGAGAUGCUCCGAUGCAUUGACGUGUUAAUCGGACGCCUAGCGGAGAGACAGGAAAGCAACGGAGUUCAGCAAAACAGCUCGACCUUUGCCUUCUAUCGCGUACGCUACGCUGGCGGUUGCGUGCCAGCUUUGAUCUCCACGGACGAGUUCAUCUACAAACGGAGUAAGUUCGUGUCGCUCGGCGAGUUCGUAGGCGAGAUGAAAGCGAUGCUUCGUGCCAAAUACCCGCAGUGCGAACGGAUAGACGUCGUUCCGGAGCCAAAGCCACUGACUGGGGGAGAUAGCAACCCCCACGUCAUUUUCCUGCGCGUCACUACAGUGGUGGAAGCGCUUGCAAUUGAUUUGUCCCGACUGAAGACGACACAACCGCGGAGUUUCAACUGGCGAGUGGCGUUCAAGUUUGCGGUUCCCUUCACACACGGCAGCUCGACGUCGUACGGCAAAACGGCUGAGCAGAUGAAGCGCAUCACGUUCCUGUCAGUAGAGCGGACUUUCCCAUGUCGACUGAAUCGACAGCGAGUGCGGCUGCGUCUUGAAGAGAUACGAUGCCCCAUCGAGAACUCCAUCGACGACAUUCAGAAACGGUGUGCUCUGCUGCGAGCUGAGAUCGACAAGGAGAAUGUGGGCAAGACGGACUUGAAGACCUUGACGCUGGUGCUCAAAGGCAGCGUCGACACGCAUGUACACGGAGGCAUUCCAGAAGACGCUACAUGA